AUGUCUUAUAUGCUAGCACAUUUACACAACGGCUGGCAAGUUGAUCAAGCUAUUCUUUCUGAAGAAGAUAGAGUUGUGGUAAUCAGAUUUGGACAUGAUUGGGAUCCGUCUUGUAUGAAAAUGGAUGAAGUCCUUUAUAGUAUAGCAGAAAAAGUGAAGAAUUUUGCUGUUAUUUAUCUUGUAGAUAUCACUGAAGUCCCUGAUUUCAAUAAAAUGUAUGAAUUGUAUGAUCCAUGUACAGUGAUGUUCUUCUUCAGGAACAAGCAUAUUAUGAUUGAUUUGGGUACAGGUAAUAAUAACAAGAUUAACUGGCCACUGGAGGACAAGCAAGAGAUGAUUGAUAUUGUGGAAACUGUGUACAGAGGUGCAAGAAAAGGGCGAGGUUUAGUAGUAUCACCUAAAGAUUAUUCUACUAAAUACAGAUAUUGA
Molecule: messenger RNA, 429 nt
Organism: Phaedon cochleariae (mustard beetle)
Lineage: Eukaryota; Metazoa; Arthropoda; Insecta; Coleoptera; Chrysomelidae
Source: the annotation of a GenBank genome assembly